Messenger RNA from Astrephomene gubernaculifera, 2759 nucleotides. Lineage: Eukaryota; Viridiplantae; Chlorophyta; Chlorophyceae; Chlamydomonadales; Astrephomenaceae. The record is from the annotation of a GenBank genome assembly.
CUGCUCUCCUGACGCGCCAGAUUGUCCUGGGCCAUGGGGACACCAGGCUGCCGGGCGAGCAAGACAUUCGGCUUCGGCCCCUUCGGCCAGGCGAAGGCCGCUACCUGCCGGUGCUGGCAGCGUUGGACGGGACGCUGUACUUGGAGCCCCGCAGCACGACCAAGCCGCCCUGCGUGUACAUGCCUGCGGAGCACGAUGUCAUUCACCUCUCUCCAACAGUCAGCAAGAUGCCUGGGCAGUCGGGUUUCAUCGCGUGCGGACCGCCAAUGGAUGGCCAGAAGGGCCUCCACGGCAAGUCGCCGCUGCACUUCGCAGUGAAGGUCAAGGCCAAGUCACGAGCCGAGUACUCGUACACCACGUUUCACACCAUUGAGGUGCAUGGUCCUGGAGAGUUCGGCAAGGCAAGCCGGCCGCUUGAGGCAUCCAUCAAGGUCACACCCACGGCCCAAGUCACCAACUCCCUUCCGUACCACAUGGAGGGCUACUUCAUCACCGUGAGCGGUCCUGGCAAAGAGCCCGAGAUGGGCAGCAGCAGCCUGGAUACCGAGUCCAACCGCGUAGCCGGCGCUCCCGACAACCCGCAGUCUGGUGGCGCCGCCAACAGUAGUGGCGCAAUGUCCCCAACGUUGGCCAGUGACUUGCACCGGCGACUUGGGCGAUUCCGACGCAUGGAGGCAGCCACUGCGGGCAGUUCAGGGGAGGAGCGACAACGCGUCCUGUUGGACAUGAUUGAGCUUGUAGCACUCCUGAAGCCAAAAGAGCGCGUUCCUGACAUGGGCACAUUUACGGCUAACGAGGUGAAGUGCUGCCUGCUGGCCCUUUUGCGUUUUGAACUGCGCUGGGCGGCCAAGCGCGGUGCCAAGGAGAUGGAGCUGCUUAUCCGCACCGACUCCGAGCCUGCCGACAAGAUCUCCUGGCAUGAUCUCAGUGCGUUCAUCGAAUGGGCCAAGCACAACGUCCGGCGUGUGAACGUCCAGCCUGGCACCACGCAGGACUUCCACGUGGACAUGCACAAGCAGGGCAUCCUUUGCAUCAAGGUGCCGGAGCUUAAGCUCAUCUCCUCAAGGCCUGUCGAGGUCAGCUAUGGUGUCGGGACGACAAGCAGCCACGAGGCAGAGCAGCUGCCUGAGCUGAUGCGCCUCAUACGUAACGACGGCGUCGAGUCGUUUAACGACGUGAUGCGCGGUAUGCAGCUGCGCAACCGCAUGGAGGUGCAGAAGCCCCUGUUGCAGGUGGUGAACCAACAUGUUCGGGACACCGCCGGUGCCAUUGGCAAGAUCGGCACCACCGUACGCGGGGCUCUGGAGACGCUUGGAGGACCGACGCCUUUGAAGGGAGCGCCAGGGUCACCACGUGCGGAGGGCCCGGCGGCAGAGUCGGCGGCGUUUUGGUCAAGUCACCCGGAAACUUUGGUCCGUGUUGAAUUGACGGUCGAGCCUGGGCCUUGGCCGGGCAGCGGCGGUGGCGCCAGCCCUCAUGGCUUGGAAGCAGCACCUGGCAUCGUUCCAACGGAGGUUCUCGCAGUAGCUCCUGGACCUACGUCCACCACUGCCGGUGCUGGGCCUUUAGCUGAAGCGGAUGAAUUGCCGGAUAAUGCUGCUACUGCCGCCGAUGGCAUGGACACCGCACCGCCAGGCUCGCCCGCAUACGUGGCAAUUGUCAUGUCGCCAUCUGGAACCAGCUCCGUUCGCGGCUCCAGCGCUGCCAGGACUACCGUAGGUGGUGCAGUGCAGCAAGUUGCUACGGAUGAAUCCACGGCUGCGGUCGCUGCGAAGGAGGCAAGGACCCCGUCCACUGGUCUGCUGGGCAUGCUCGGGGCGUUGGCUCGCCCGACUGCUAACGCCCCAUCCAGUGGACGUCAUUCCGCGUUUGCUUCCGCCGUCGAUGUCGCAGCAGCUGCAGCCUGCGGUGACAUGGUGGCACCGUCGCCUGCAGCUGGGGCCACGGCGCCGCUCUGCACAGAAGAGGUCCAGCCUGAUGCCGCCGCCCAGCACCAGUCGGAUAGGGCAGCAGCCGCUCGGUCGCUUUUCUCGAAGAAGCCUAUCUUGCGCCUCCUCGGCUUGGCAGGUAUAGGAAAGGCAAAAGAGGCCAAGACCACCACGGCGGCGGUGUUGGCUUCCGGCGCCUUGGAACGCACGGACCUCCCUGUCGACGAGGACCUUGGACAACCAGUCCAUGUUGCCGCAGCAGCAGCUAAUGCCGAAACGGCGAGGCUGUUGCCUGUGGAACCCCCCGUGGUUAGCCAGGAGCCCGACUUGACGCCACCGCCCCAACCAGCAGCCGAAGAGCAGCAUGUCCGCAUCCGCUUCCAUUACCGGCCAUCAGCGGUGCCCGCAGCCCCGGCCUUCGUCUACCGCAUCACAAAGCGCAUCCAGACGAUAUUCGACAGGAUGGUGCCUGGAGUCAUGAGGGAUGGGCCGGAUGGAGCGGACCGAGUCCACUCUGCGAGCAGCAUGCGGCGCGGCGGUAGCAUUAUCUUCCCACGGGCGCGCCGCACGGAUAGCGUCGCGCUCUCCAGCCAACGUGCUUUGCAUGUGCGUCUGCAAGUAGUGCCCGCAACGGAGAAUGCUCCCGAGCGCGUUCAGUUGCAGCUGGUUGCGGCUGGAGCUGUGUCGCAGCUUAGCAGAUUGGUAAGAUCCCCAGACGGCAGACCCUCUUCGCGCGCUAUGGCGGUUUCAAGGCGCCGCAUCACAAUGGGCCCCAGCGCCUUGCCCCGGGCCUUCCUGCGCUCGAGCUUGCCAACGACGACUGGUCUGGGC